Molecule: messenger RNA, 1055 nt
Organism: Cuscuta campestris
Lineage: Eukaryota; Viridiplantae; Streptophyta; Magnoliopsida; Solanales; Convolvulaceae
Source: the annotation of a GenBank genome assembly
AGCUUACCAAUUAGAACCAAUCAAACUCCGUAUUUAAGAACUUUAAUUAGCUCAGGUGGGCAAACUGACCAGUGACAAAGACGAACUUCUUCGAUCUCUGAUUUCUGAUCCGAUGUUUCCUUUUCAGUAAAAGAGUUUCAAUGAGGGAAUGGAAGUGGAUGGCAGCUCUUCUUGUCUCCAUCUGAAUUCUGAACAGAGCCCAUCUCUGCCAAAACGUGGAGGACGAGGCUUGAAGAGUUUCUUGUUGAGUAGUUGUGGUCUGCGCCAAAACUGGAGAGCUUAGAAAAUGGAAAUGGGGAAAAUCACAGUCCAAAACUGCAGAUACAUUCCGGUCACUGAGAGUUGACGAGACCACAGUCUUCUCAGACUCAUGAUGCGCGCCAUUGCUGCCGCCGAGAAGGAACUUGCCACCAAUCAGAAGCAAGUCUCAACCCAUAGUCGUGCUGCCUUUGCUCUUCUUCUCCCUGGAUUCGCAACUACCGUCACAUGUAGCAGCCGUCGUGCAAGAGGCCGGCCACCGUUUGCCAAGCAACUGGAGCUCAUGAGGAGCGUUGUUGCUCUCUUUAUUCUCCGAUCUGACACACAUGUCCAUGUAAAAAGUCACACAUACAAAUACAUAGUGUAUACAAUCAUAAUGACAAGCAUAAGAAUGCAUAAUACCACACUUGCCCUUAUUUAAUGAAAAACAUGCCUAUUAAAUUAAAUUUAAAAAAAGUAAAAGAAAAAGUUCAAACAUGCCAUGAAUUAGAUGUAGACAAAUGUAUUCCCACUGUUGACGAAUUAGAGACAGAUUUUGGUUGGGUGGGUCAUCGUCCCCGGCACACUUACAGGUGACAAAGACGAACUUCAUCCAUCUCCGAUUUCUUCUUCGAUGUUUCCUUACCAGUAAAAUAGUUCCAAUGUGGGAAUGGAAGCGGAUGGCAGCUCUUCUGGUCUCCAUCUGAAUUCUGAACAGAGUAAAAUAGUUGCAAUGUGGGAAUGGAAGCGGAUGGCAGCUCUUCUUGUCUCCAUCUGAAUUCUGAACAGAGGUAAUCAAACAAAGAUCUUUGAUAAGG